CUAAAAUAGGCACUAUAAUCUCCCCUUCUAAAUAGAAAAUCUCAAAAGGAUGAAGAAGCUUUCUUGUUUUGGUAACAGGUUGGAGCCCAACCUGCCUAGCAUUCAAAACCUCUCUUGCCUCCUCCACUCUUGCCACCCUGUGGCAUCUUCCCUCCUCCGCAAAUUGUCCCGCCGAGCCAACUCUUUCUGGACUCAACUAGCUUACUUCGUCCUCGUCUCCGCAGUCGGCUAUUGGGCACUAAAGCUCUGCGAGCCCAAAUCAUCCUCCUACAAGCCUCGUGACCUCGAUGUGUUCUUCACCUCCGUCUCCGCAACCACGGUAUCGAGCAUGUCCACCGUGGAAAUGGAGGCCUUCUCCCACUCCCAGCUCGUCAUCAUGACCCUCCUUAUGCUCUUUGGCGGGGAGAUCUUCACUUCCAUGGUCGGGCUUCAUCUCUCGAGGUACAGAUUUGCCGGACGUGAUCAUCACAAGGUGAAUUCCGCCACUGCUGACCACUCCGACAAGAACAUUGAACUCAAACCUCCUCCUCUCGACCAGGUCAAUGGGGCCGAUACCUUCAAAUCUGAUCCCGAAAUGAAAGGGACGCCGUUGAAGCCAGCCCCAUGUGGCGAUGGACUCGUCAAGUACAGGGCAGCCAAGUACCUGAGCUACGUAGUCCUAGGUUACCUCAUCAUAGUCCACGCAGGCGGCUCAACUUUGCUUUUUGUGUACAUUAGCCUCGUUCCGACCGCGAAGAAAGUCCUUUGGGACAAAGGCCUCGCCGUGCAGAUGUUCUCCGUGUUCAUGACUGUGUCAACGUUCGCCAACUGCGGCUUUGUCCCCAUGAACGAGAACAUGUUGGCCUUCAAGCACCACCCGGGCCUCCUGUGGCUGCUCCUUCCACAGGUCCUCCUCGGGAACACGCUCUACCCCCCGUGUCUCAGGGUGGUACUCUGGCUCCUUGAGCGGGUAACGGGGCGAGCCGAGUUCGACUACAUGCUGAGGAAUUCCUGGGAGAUGGGGUACGCGCACUUGCUCCCGGGCUUUCACUGCCUUUGCUUGGCCUCGACCGUGUGGAAGUUCGUGUUGGUGCAGUUCGUGGCGCUGUGCUGCAUGGAGUGGGGCUCACCGUCCGUGGAGGGCCUGAGCCCGUACGAGAAGCUUGUGGGGGCUCUGUUUGAGGCGGUGAACACCAGACACGCCGGCGAGUCCGUCUUCGAUCUCUCCAUCAUUUCUCCGGCAAUUUUGGUGCUCUUUGUCCUGAUGAUGUAUCUUCCAUCACAUACCUCAUUUCUUCCGGUAAGAAAUGGCGAGACGGCACCAAAAACUCAAAGAGAUGAGCCUAGGAGGGGCUUGUUGACAUGCUUGAUGUUUUCGCAGUUGUCAUAUUUAGUGAUCUUCAUCAUUCUCAUCUGCAUCACCGAGAGAGAGAAUUUGAAGAACGACCCGCUCAACUUCAAUGUCUUGAACAUCACGAUAGAAACUAUAAGUGCCUACGGCAAUGUCGGAUUUUCGAUUGGCUAUAGCUGCAAAAAGUGGCUAAACACAGACAGCCCGUGCAGGGACGCUGCAUAUGGAUUCGUAGGAAAAUGGAGCAACAAAGGCAAAUUCAUUCUGAUAAUAGUCAUGUUCUUUGGGAGGUUGAAGAAAUUUAACAUGAAAGGUGGCACUGCUUGGAGCUUGUCUUAGCAUUACAAACCACACAUUCCUCAAGUUAGAGGUAGAAAGGUCCGGUCAACAAUGUAAUAUAGUCUCGUAUCCGUGUAGAAUUCACAAAUUUUGGUCCAUGUUCUGUUCCUGCAAGUAGUUAUAAAUUGACCAUCCAUCAUCUUACUUGGGAAGAGAAAGAGAGGGCCGUUAUGUCCGUUCAAGGGUUGCUGGGACUGAUACUUUGAUAUAUCGGAAUGUGUUGUAGCGAUUACUGUAAUCCAUGUGUUUUUAAUAAUUACACUAAAUUUAUUGUUUCUA
Molecule: messenger RNA, 1948 nt
Organism: Syzygium oleosum
Lineage: Eukaryota; Viridiplantae; Streptophyta; Magnoliopsida; Myrtales; Myrtaceae
Product: cation transporter HKT1;3-like
Exons: 3
Coding region: 50-1669 (539 amino acids)
Biological process (GO): transmembrane transport; monoatomic cation transport
Cellular component (GO): plasma membrane
Molecular function (GO): sodium ion transmembrane transporter activity
Source: RefSeq, a predicted model, not a curated record